AUGGGGUUAUUAUCAUUGGGAACCCCGCUCGAAUGGGAGGUAUCCCGUAAGUACAACGAGCACGUUAGAGACAAUGGUGUAGAACAACUAAUAUAUAUUUUCAAAGCAGCACAUGGAAGAAACAAUGACCCUUUAUAUUGGGGAGAUGAGUUAGAAUUCAUGCUUGUCACAAACAAUCAUAAAGAUAACAAAAAAGAGCAUUACAAAUUGAGUGUUGAGGCUGAUUGGAUUUUAGAAAGUUUAGAAAGCACUGAAACUCCAGGUAUUCCCAAUGCACAUGACCAAAAUGUCACUUAUCACCCAGAAUAUGGUAGAUUUAUGCUGGAGGCAACCCCACUGUCACCCUACAAUUCAACAAAGGAGUAUUCUAAAAUAUCCUAUGUCGAAAAAAAUAUGGAACUAAGAAGACAAUUGGCUGAAGAAAAAUUAUCCACAAAAGAUUAUAACCAUCAUGAGAAAGUUAUUCUAUUAAGCAUUGCCGUUUUCCCUAGAAUGGGAUGUGACAAUUUUAUUAAUGUUCCAAAUCAGUGGGACCCGCUUCAUAAAAACAAAGCAUCCCAAUCUCUAUUUUUACCAGAUGAAAUUAUUAAUAGACAUGUUAGAUUCCCCACACUAACAGCUAACAUUAGGACCAGAAGGGGUGAAAAAGUUGCCAUGAAUGUUCCAAUGUAUAAGGACAUCCAUACACCUCUUUUAGAUGAUUCCAUCGAAAACUCUGCUAGGAUACAAACCUUUGGUAAAUGGUUUCCAAAACACGAUUCUGAGAAGGCUUACAAACCAGGUUUCAUAUACAUGGAUGCAAUGGGUUUUGGGAUGGGGUGUUCUUGUCUACAGGUGACUUUUCAAGCACCAAAUCUGGAAAUGGGUAGAUACCUAUACGAUUCAUUGAAUAACUUUGCUCCAAUUAUGUUAAGUCUUACUUCGGCCUCUCCAUUUUUUAAGGGUUGGUUAUCGGAUCAGGAUGUUAGGUGGAACGUCAUAUCUGGUGCAGUUGAUGAUAGGACAGCAGAGGAAAAAGAUUCCGGGAAAGUUCCUAAAAGCAGAUAUAGUGUGGUGGAUUUAUAUCUAGGGAGCGGUUUAAAUAAUAAGGCUUCCUAUUUUGAUGAAAAACUUAAUGAUACAAAUGUACCAAUAAAUAAAAAAGUUUAUCAGAGAUUGUUGGAUAAUGAAAUUUAUCCAAUGGACAAACAUUUGGCUAGGCACUUUGCCCAUUUGUUUAUUAGGGAUCCGAUAGUAAUUUUUGAAGAAAGGAUUAACCAGGAUAAUGAGACCGAGACAGACCAUUUUGAAAAUAUUCAAAGUACAAAUUGGCAAUCUUUGCGUUUUAAACCGCCAACACAAAAAGCUACACCAGAUAAUAAACAGGUUCCCGGUUGGAGAGUGGAAUUUAGAACCAUGGAAAUUCAAUUGACUUCUUUUGAAAACGCUGCAUUUUCUAUUUUAAUUUAUUUAAUUGUCGAAUGCCUUUUGACUUUCCCCGGUAUUUUCAACGCCUACAUUCCGAUGUCAAAUGUAUGGCAAAACAUGGAAACGGCACAUAAAAGAGAUUCCACAAUAUCUCCCAACAUUAAGUUUCACUGGAAAACUCAAUUUUUUAAUACUAACAGUUAUGAUAGUGAAAAAAUGACCAUGAAAGAGAUUUUCAACAACCCCAAGUCUGGUAUUUUCCCAGUGGUAAUCAAUAGGAUUUUAAAGCACAAAAAAAUUAUUGAUAAUGAUUGGAAAGAAUUGAAAGCAAGGACUGAAGAUAGUGAUUUAACUGCCUUAUAUUUCUAUUUAUUGUUAGUUGAAAAACGUUCUUCUGGUGAAAUACCAACCUUUGCACAUUAUUUCAGAAAUUUUGUCCUAAGACAUCCUGAAUAUAAACACGAUUCUAAAAUCAGUGAAUCAAUAAACGAUGAUCUUAUUGACCGCUAUGUAUCAAUUACAAACUUGGACAACGAAAAUAUAUUGAAGGAAUAUUUUGGUGAUAGUAUUGGUGAAUAUCUUUACAGUAAGCGGGAGAACAAAAUAUAA
This is a messenger RNA of Saccharomycodes ludwigii, 2016 nucleotides long. It is a transcript of the gene GSH1, whose product is annotated as glutamate--cysteine ligase. Gene Ontology annotation, molecular function: glutamate-cysteine ligase activity. Lineage: Eukaryota; Fungi; Ascomycota; Saccharomycetes; Saccharomycodales; Saccharomycodaceae. The record is from RefSeq and is a predicted model, not a curated record. Gene Ontology annotation, biological process: glutathione biosynthetic process. Bases 1 to 2016 code for a protein of 671 amino acids. The transcript has a single exon.